Messenger RNA from Puccinia triticina, 681 nucleotides. RefSeq lists its product as uncharacterized. The transcript has 7 exons. Gene Ontology annotation, biological process: Arp2/3 complex-mediated actin nucleation; actin filament polymerization. Bases 1 to 681 code for a protein of 226 amino acids. The record is from RefSeq and is a predicted model, not a curated record. Lineage: Eukaryota; Fungi; Basidiomycota; Pucciniomycetes; Pucciniales; Pucciniaceae. Gene Ontology annotation, molecular function: actin filament binding. Gene Ontology annotation, cellular component: actin cytoskeleton; Arp2/3 protein complex.
AUGUCUAAUACUUUGAGGCCUUACCUGGCCUGUGUCAGAGCCACUUUGACGGCGGCGCUGACAUUAGAAGACUUUGCUUCACAAGUCGUUGAGAGGCAUAAUCGACCAGAAAUCGAAGCUGGGAAAACACCCGAAGUGCUUUUGACUCCCCUGUACAUCUCCAGAACUCCGUCCGAAUACGUCUUAAUCGAACCAUCAAUUAAUUCGGUGAGACUAAGCAUCAAAAUCAAACAAGCAGAUGACAUUGAACAAAUCCUCGCAAGAGGAGUGACAAGAUUUCUAAGUCUUCGAGCUGAAAACUUCAUUAUCUUGAGGAGAAAACCAAUCAAAUCAUUCGAUAUCAGUUUUUUGAUCACGUCGCGUAACAUAGAAUCGAUGAUCCGAUUGAAAGUAGUUGACUUCAUUAUCCAAUUCAUGGAAGAUGUUGAUAGAGAAAUCAGCGAGAUGAAGUUAAGCUUGAACGCCCGUGCUAGAAUCGUUGCUGAAUCUUACUUAACUCAGGUUGAGUUUUUCAUUUACUUAUCCUCACUCUUCGCACCGUCAGGAAUACUAACUUACUUGUUCUUGCGUAUUUCUAUCGACGGAUCCUGCAACUCUUUGUGUAAAAUAAAAUCAUGCCAAGUGUUUAAUGUCAUCAUCAGCUAUAAGGACAACGCUUCAGGUUCCACCUCGUCUAAAUAA